This is a messenger RNA of Morus notabilis, 2848 nucleotides long. RefSeq names its product BEL1-like homeodomain protein 8. Bases 443 to 2608 code for a protein of 721 amino acids. The transcript has 8 exons. The record is from RefSeq and is a predicted model, not a curated record. Gene Ontology annotation, biological process: regulation of transcription by RNA polymerase II. Lineage: Eukaryota; Viridiplantae; Streptophyta; Magnoliopsida; Rosales; Moraceae. Gene Ontology annotation, molecular function: RNA polymerase II cis-regulatory region sequence-specific DNA binding; DNA-binding transcription factor activity, RNA polymerase II-specific.
UAAACUUGACAUUUUUUCCUCUUCAGUUCUUUCUGAGAAAUCUCAUCGAAGAGAAGGAAUCGGGUUCCAAGCUGAGAACAAGCGUACGGUCUCCGGACUGUGAUCGAUGGAGUACUAAUAAUUAUCUUUUGGAGCGGCUUCGAUAUAUGGUGUGGUACGUACUUGGCGUUUAAUUUCGUGUGUGCUCAAAGAUUACGAUUAUGGAUUAGGUUGGGAAGCGUAUAGUAAGUUGUACAAGAAUUUCAACAGCUGGAUCUAGCUAUAUGUUUGGUGAAAGUACUUGUUAAUAAGGAAAUUUAAGUUAUGGAAAAUGUACUGUCAUGUUGCUCAACUUGAUGGGAUAAUAUAAAAAGCUGAUCUUCAAUUUGAAGCUGCCGUGUCAUUAAAUGCAAGAGUAAUAACCACAUUAACCAGCAUAAUCUCGAUCGGGUGGACGUCUUGAAUGGAUCAGGCGAGCGGCUUUAGGCCUGAUCAAUCUCAUGUGCCACAGCAAAGCCGACGCGACAAGUUGAGAGUUCAACAACUGCAAUCUAAUCCCCACCAUUUACACCAUCACAACUUUCCCAACAAUUUGGACCAAUUCAGUCUCCACGGCCACCACCCUGCAGAUCAUAUUGUUCAUGCCCGCAACGCCAGGCACGCCAAUAAUUUCCUCUACGACGUCCCGUCCGGUAUAAUUCCCUCGGAGAUGCUCGAUUUCUCAUCGAGAAAUAGUGCAAGUCAUAACAAUGUUCUUGUUAGGAAUUCCGUAUCAGAUUGGAGAUCACCAAGCCAGCAGCUCAAUCCGCAAUACCAAAGCUUUGAUUGGUUUGCGAAUUUCGCAGAAGCAAACAAUUUGAUCAAUCCAACAUCUACUGGUCAUCAGAUUUCCGGGCAAGUAAUGAAUUUAGCUCCUCCUUACAAUAACAACGACAUUCUCGAAGAUCCAAGUAAUAUUGUGACGGUGGCUUCCACGGGACCAAGAAACCAACAGGACAUGAUGGAGAUGUCCAACGACGUCAGAGAUCAUCAAAACGAACUGGCCCUUCUUCCCUUGAGCUACGUCAACCAAUCGAAAACGACACCGCGUUUCGACAAUGUGCAAGAUCAUCAUCACGGGUUAAUUAGUACUACUCAUAGUAGUACUGUCGUGAGCGAUUCCAACAAUUUGCAAGGCUUGUCUCUCUCGCUCUCUUCCAUCAAUCCUCAGUUUCAGGGCUCAGAAGUAUUAGAAUUGCCAAAGCCAGCGAUACCGAAGCCGUCUAUAAUCAGCAAAGCGAAUUGUGCUGGGAAAUCUCUUCAGGACAUCGUCGGGGUUUCUUCCUGUGGAUACCGAAGCACCACAGGUCCCCUGGGGCCCUUCACCGGGUACGCCACGAUCUUGAAGAGCUCGAGAUUCUUGUGGCCCGCUCAGCAGCUGUUGGACGAUUUCUGCGGUUCGAAAGUACUGAUGAUGGUGAAGAGUACGAGUACAUGUGAUGUUGAUAAUAUUUCAGCUGAGAUGGUUUCUGGAGAAGUUAGUGGUUCGGCUAAUUCUGGAGAUCAUGAUCAUGGUGAUCACAUUAAUGUGAAUGAAAGCGAUCAGAUUGUGGCGAAAAAGGCGAGUAAUAAUAAUAAUAAUUCUUGUGGUUCUUCUUCUACAUUUUAUGGUUCAAAUGAGAUAAGUGGAGAUCACCAUGGAGGAGUUGGGAGCAGUGUGUCUUUUGGGUCAUCUAGGCCGGAACAAGCGCAACAGAAGAAGGCAAAGCUUCUAUACAUGCAAGAAGAGGUUAGCAGAAAGUACAAGCAAUACCGUCAGCAAAUGCAGAUGGUGGUAUCAUCUUUUCAAUCAGUGGCAGGCCUUAGCUCUGCCACGCCUUACAUCUUUAUGGCUCUCAAGACGGUUUCAAGACACUUCCGUUGUUUAAAAGGCGCGAUCGCCGACCAGCUAAAGCACACGAGGAAAGCGUUGGGAGAGGACUUGCCGUCCCCAAUGACCGGUAGCAGUAGCAAAUUAGGUCAUGAUCAUCAUGCCAUUAGCACAGUGAGGCUAAAGUACAUGGAACAAAGCUUCCAAAAGCAUAAAUCUGGUGGGGCUAACUUGGCCUUCCCUGAGCCCCAACAACACAUCUGGAGGCCCCAGAGAGGCCUACCCGAGCGCUCCGUCGCCAUACUUAGAGCUUGGCUGUUUGAGCACUUUCUUCACCCGUACCCUACAGACACAGACAAGCACAUGUUAGCCACUCAAACGGGUCUAACUCGAAACCAGGUAUCAAACUGGUUCAUAAAUGCGCGAGUGCGAGUUUGGAAGCCUAUGGUUGAAGAAAUACACACGCUUGAAAGCAAAGGCUUGGCAGAUCAAGUUGACAAAAGUACCGGCAAGCAUGAAUCAAUUCCUGCAAGCAAUGACCAGGCCUCAACUAAGCUUGGUACAAGUGUGGUGCCCAGCAAGCCAUUGGAAUGCCCUGGUGCAGAUUACUCCACGGGCAAUAGGGAUCAUAGGCUCGGUGCUGAUCAGCAGCAGCAGCAGAGUCAGGAAAAGCGGUUGAGGUUGGAGUGUCAAGGUCCCACAAGCAUGAGCGGGACACUGAUGGGCUUCAUUCCAUACCAUCGAAGCGGGCUUGAGGUUUGGGGCCACGGUCAUCAAUGACAUUGAUCAGUUUAUAGAAAAGUUGUUGUAAAAAUGUUGCAAACAAGAUCACCUUAGGCAACAUCUUUAGAUCAAGGUUAUAUUUGGUUCGUUUGUUCAAUGAAAUUGGAGGAUAAUUGAGCACACAACUUCCUUUGAUGACUUUGGAAUGAAAAUGAAAAGGGAGUAAACAUCUCCAUCUUAGGACACUAGAACUUCAUUUUCAAUGCCUAUUGCUAUACUAGUGAAUGCCUUGUCACA